GUAAUGUAAGGAAACCAAUUGAGGCAAUGAGGCUGAUUUUAACAACAUUUGCUGGAGCUAUGUUUGGCUUCUUUUUAGGACUAAUGUUACCAAAUCUUUCAGCUAAGAUGAAUCUCCCAUCCACCGUAUUUCCUUCCAUUAUUCUUUCAACUCAAGCACUCUUCAAUGCUGUGAAUUCUUUCAAGGCUCAUAUGGUUGUCUCAGCGCCAUCUAACAAAAUCAAUCGACCAAAGAUAUGGAUUCCAACAAAUCCAAAGGGUGCUGAAGGACUUCCCCCUGGUAUAGUUUCUCCUAUAUCGAAUAUAUAUCUUCGUCGAUUAUGGGGUAAGCCAAGUGAGGACUUAGCCAUCGCUCCAAAGUACCUUGUAGCGUUUACUGAUGGUUAUAAACAGAAAAAAAGCGUUAAUGCAGCUGUACAAAAGGGCAGUCCUCUCUCUCAUUACUCUCGUUCAAACAUGUACACACGUAUGCUCUAUGUUACCGUGAUUCUUCAUCUUCAAGUAUUUGUGACCGACAUUUAUUCAAACAUGGGCAAAUAG
Molecule: messenger RNA, 539 nt
Organism: Hibiscus syriacus
Lineage: Eukaryota; Viridiplantae; Streptophyta; Magnoliopsida; Malvales; Malvaceae
Exons: 4
Coding region: 27-539 (170 amino acids)
Source: RefSeq, a predicted model, not a curated record